UUCAUAAUUUCCUGAGUCAUUCAAAUCUGAAACGAAACAACCCCGCUAGGCUACUAUACAUUUUGCUUGACGUUUAAAGUAUACUUAACAAUGGAGGGUUCAGUAUCAAAUGUGGAGGUCUGUAAUUUAGCUUAUACGGGGCAGUUUGAGAAAUUGAAACAGUGCAUUCUGUCAGAUAAAACGCUUGCCUGCAAAACGGACCAGGACUGUAGAACCGCCCUGCACUGGGCUUGUUCUGCUGGCCACACCAACAUUGUGGAGUUUCUGCUUGACCUGGGAGUCGAAGUGAAUCUGCAGGAUGAUGCUUUGUGGACCCCUCUUCACAUUGCAGCAUCUGCAGGCAGAGAAGACAUAGUGAGAUCUCUAAUAUCCAAAGGAGCUCAGCUGAAUUCAGUUAAUCAAAAUGGAUGCACCCCUCUGCACUAUGCCGCCUCUAAAGACAGAUAUGAGAUUGCCCUGCUGUUGUUGGAAAACGGAGCAGACCCCAAUGUCACCGACAAAUUGGAGUCCACUCCCCUUCACAGAGCAUCUGCAAAGGGCAACUACCGCCUCAUCCAGCUGCUUCUCAAACAGAGUGCCUCAACCAACAUCCAGGACUCACAGGGCAACACACCACUCCACCUGGCGUGCGAUGAGGAGCGUGUAGAAGCAGCCAAGUUGCUGGUGGAACAUGGGGCCAGCAUCUACAUUGAGAACAAGGAGGAGAAGACACCCCUCCAGCUAGCCAAGGGCAGUCUGGGCAACUUACUUCGUCGGAUUGUGGAGGGAUGAUGCAUUUACUGACCUACAGGUCAUGUUCCAGCUCGAAUCCCCACCAUCGCCAAGUUACAUAAUGAGAAUUCUCAUUCCAGUCGAUCGUCCCUGAGCGGCCUGGUGUGACACAUUCAGAUGUGUAACAGGUGGAAGAUGAGAGUGCCAGAGAGAAAAGUUGGACUGUACCACAUCCUGUUCCUCAGAUGGGGCAGUUAAACUGCUCAGACUUUGUUGUGAUGUCUGAUCAAAAACACUCUCUCCUGCACAAAGCGCAGUCUAUCCAAUGCUGUAACCUAUUUUCCAUUAAGUUUGAAUUGUUGCAAAAAUGACUAAAUAAAAAUCUGUUCAGCUUGUUGAUAAAGCA
This is a messenger RNA of Siniperca chuatsi (mandarin fish), 1117 nucleotides long. RefSeq names its product proteasome 26S subunit, non-ATPase 10 (gene psmd10). NCBI's taxonomy places the organism in Eukaryota, Metazoa, Chordata, Actinopteri, Centrarchiformes, Sinipercidae. Gene Ontology annotation, molecular function: protein binding. The transcript is spliced from 5 exons. The coding region runs from base 91 to 771 and encodes 226 amino acids. The record is from RefSeq and is a predicted model, not a curated record.